Molecule: messenger RNA, 423 nt
Organism: Phytophthora infestans T30-4
Lineage: Eukaryota; Oomycota; Peronosporomycetes; Peronosporales; Peronosporaceae
Exons: 5
Coding region: 1-423 (140 amino acids)
Source: RefSeq, a predicted model, not a curated record
AUGAUAACACGCUCACUAGCAGCAGAUUCAAGUGAUCUUCCGACCAUGAACACUCGAAUGGCCGUCAACGCUCUCCGUUAUCAGCUCGAUCAUCCGUUGACGUCCCACGAUGACUCACAAAUCUAUCCUGCGCAUUCCCAGCAGCCUACUCAAGCUUAUAUACAACGACAACGUCCUCGACGCCCGCUCCCGUCACGAAAAGAUUCGCCAAGUCGACGCCAUUUUACCAAUGGGAGUUCUCAACGUGUAGACGACGCUCUAACCGAGUUGAGUCUUCAAGUUUCAAACACUUGGGACAGACGACCAUAUGGAGCCGAACAAGGAGUUGACAUAGCGUUAGACUCACUUAUCACCACGGCCAACAAGCUCAACUUGACGUAUAAUUCUCCACCGCAAGGAUCUGGACACUUUAGAAGAGCGUAA